Messenger RNA from Coniophora puteana RWD-64-598 SS2, 2075 nucleotides. RefSeq lists its product as uncharacterized. Lineage: Eukaryota; Fungi; Basidiomycota; Agaricomycetes; Boletales; Coniophoraceae. The record is from RefSeq and is a predicted model, not a curated record. The transcript is spliced from 3 exons. The coding region runs from base 1 to 1983 and encodes 660 amino acids.
AUGGCGGAGCAGCCUCCUCAUCUGAGAAUAACACUCAACGAUAUCCUCAGCUUCCCGUACCGUCUCUGUCAUCCUCCUCCCGCAGUAGGCAAAGUCAGGUCCUGGAGCGUCACACCAUUCGUCGAUGUCAAGCUCGAUGAUGUCCUCGCUCGGAAACACAUCCCCCCGCUCGGCCUAAAGGAUUUCGAGGAGUAUCUCAUCUUUGUUGAGCAAGCCCCCGAAAACCUUUACUUCAUCCUAUGGCUUCAGGACUACACCGCGCGCCACGCCACCUGGGGCCAGCGCGCGCAGGUCGCUCGACCAGCCGGCGGCAACACCCUCCCCCCAGACUCCUCCCUCGCACUCUUCUACGCACGCGCGAAACAGACGUUCUUCACGCCCAACGCCGCUUUCGAGCUUGACGUCCCCUCGGACAUUCUCGCUCCGUUCCACGCGCCAUCGUUCCGGUCCAACUCCCCUGGGAAUCGCGUACGGUCUUAUUCGCUUCAGUGGCAGGCGCAGGUUGUGCACCCGGACCCAUCAAUAUUCAACGAUUUGGAAGCCGAGGUCAGGCUCAAACUUGAGCAAUCGCUUUCCGAGUUUAUUCGGGCGGCGUCUACUAACGUUGGCUCAACAAGGGCAGCAUGUGGUAUCACUGCGGGUAUUACGUUCCUUCUCCUUGCCGGCUUAGUUCCUCUGGUACUCGAAACCGGAAAUUGGACUAUGGGGCCGCAUAGCCGGCUCAUGCGUCUCGUCUCGCUGCCCGGCAUCUGGCUCGGGCUGACUAUUCUCAUUGCUAGUCUCCAUGGCGUAUGCAUCAUGAUCUAUGUCUUCGGUGAUAUCCGUCAACUACGCAAAUUCGAGCUCGAACGUCCACCUAUCUCAAGACCGAUCCCCGUCGGACCAGUGACCAACCCAACGCUUCCUAAGCCGGCGAUGACGGUUGCGCCCGCACCGUGCCCACCAGUUGUGCAGCCCCCAAGUCAGAAUGACAGCCAAGGCUCUCGCCAGAUCAUGCCUCCUUCUGAGCCACAAACUACACAUUAUUUUCCGUCCACCGCAUCGCUCUCGUCUGCUCAUUCUUCCAGCGAGGAUGCAUGCGACGAAAUAUCAUCCAUUGAGUCAUUCGACAUUUCCCCAGCCUACUUUGAUCCUUUCCCCGCACCCGAAGGGCCAGCCACGUCCGCCGCAUUCUACCGCACUACUGCGAUGCCUGUCCAUUCUCUGCCUCCACAACCUUCACCCCCAGCACGGGUGGCCGUGGACCCUAACGCGUGCGCCUUCCCGGCGGUGACGUAUAUACCCCCUGACGUCCGCGCGCGGCACCCGCAUCUCGCGUCUUACACACACCCUCUUCCCCGACCCCAAUCAACCCGCGCGAAUGCCUCUGUAACGCCGGCGGUAGGAGCACGCUUUAUUCCACCCGAUGACCUCGAACCUGCUUCUCCGUGUGAUACCUCUGCAACCGCCAUUGAACGCUGCGAGGACGCCGCCGACGAGCUCGAGAGGGGAUACCGCAAGGAUAGGCCCUGCCCGGAGCCAGCGAAGCCCGUGUUCGAUUUCGAUCUGCUGCCUAUUCCUGUGAAACCUAUGCCAGCGGCUGUCAACAAGCCGCUGCCGAGCAUCCCCCCUCGCAAGUCCUCGACGGCUUCCGAACAGCACCACCAGAGAACGCCGGAGUCCAUCCUCGGACGCAUCCAGUACAAGUGCAACACAAGGGCGUACCACGCUGACACCAGCGCCGUUUCGGAGAAGUACACGGGCUCCCCCGGCCAACCGCACUCCUCUCCGAGUCGAGGGAGCGGCGGCCCGGGCCUCCUUUCGUCCGCCCGUGCGCUCGUUCUCCCGCGCUUCACGGCGCAUGUGCCGUUCCUUACGCCCGUCACGCGCGUGCGCUCGCCGGUCGUCGUGCGCGCGCAGUGGGAGGUGACGGUGCGCUCGGCGGCGCUCGCGCUCGUGAUUUCGGCGGUGUUGAUGGGCGUUGUUGUUGGUGCUGUUCCGUGAGUGGGGUAACUCGUUGACGGACACUGGCAGGAGGACCUUGGUUGGUGUUUGUCAGAUGUGCGAACACUUGAUAUACCCUCAUGUUGGUAUUU